AAUGACAAAAGCGUUGCAUCCGGGAAGUGGCAACACAAACACGUUCUUUUUCUUGUCAAGUUGUUGGGAGACACGUGCGUAAAUUACGCCGAAAUCUCUAAAAUAAUACAAAAUGAGUGAAGGAACCGCGACUAUUCGUACUCGCAAAUUCAUGACCAACAGAUUGUUGGCCAGAAAGCAGAUGGUAUGCGAUGUCCUCCAUCCAGGCAAGCCCACCGUCAGCAAAACUGAAAUCCGUGAGAAGCUGGCGAAGAUGUACAAAGUGACACCCGAUGUUGUUUUCGUGUUCGGUUUCAAGACAAACUUUGGAGGUGGCAAAUCCACAGGUUUUGGUCUAAUCUACGACACCUUAGAUUUCGCUAAGAAGUUUGAGCCCAAACAUAGGUUAGCGCGCCAUGGAUUGUACGAAAAGAAGAGACCCACGCGCAAACAGCGUAAAGAACGUAAGAACAGAAUGAAGAAGGUGCGUGGUACUAAGAAAUCUAAAGUAGGUGCGGCCGCUAAGAAGUGAUGUGACGGUUUUUACUGUAAGUAAUAAAAUACCCAAAAAAACUGCA
Messenger RNA from Pieris brassicae (large cabbage white), 557 nucleotides. RefSeq names its product 40S ribosomal protein S24 (gene RpS24). The transcript has 2 exons. Gene Ontology annotation, cellular component: ribosome. Gene Ontology annotation, molecular function: structural constituent of ribosome. The coding region runs from base 113 to 511 and encodes 132 amino acids. Gene Ontology annotation, biological process: translation. The record is from RefSeq and is a predicted model, not a curated record. NCBI's taxonomy places the organism in Eukaryota, Metazoa, Arthropoda, Insecta, Lepidoptera, Pieridae.